AUGGUCACUGUAGCAGUAGCCGGAGGAACAGGCGGCUUCGGGAAGACCAUUGUGCAGGAGCUCGUCAAACAAAAGAGGCACAAAGUGAUCAUUCUGAGUCGGAAGGCUUCACCAGUCAAGGAUCUUGAUGUCCCUGUUCUGGCGGCAGAUUACUCCAACCCAGCUUCCUUGCGAACACUUUUCACAGAUGAGCAAGUGGAGAUUGUGAUCUCAGCCAUAAUCAUGGCUUCGGAGCAAAGUAAUCAAGCCCAACUCAACCUCAUCGAAGCCGCUGCGCAGACGUCCUCGGUCGAACGAUUCAUGCCCAGCGAGUUCGGUGUAAACUACACGCCCGAAAUGCUAUCUUUCCACCCUGCCGCAGCCUGGUGGCUGUCUGCCGUCUCCGCCCUCCGCGCCUCCAACAUGCAGUUCACGCGCGUCAUGUUCGGUUGGCUGACUGAUUUCCUGGGAACCCCCCAUUUCCCUUCCAACCUCUCUGGAUUCAAGUACGUACUCGAUUUCGAGAACCGCAGGGCCGCUAUCCCCGGGGAUGGCACAGAUUCAAUCACAUUUCUGCACUCUAGAGACGUGGGGAGAUAUGUGGCGGCGCUAGUUGAUGAAGCGGAAGACGGGAAAGAGUGGCCCGAGAUAAGCGCGUUUGCUGGUGAUCGGAUGACGUGGGGCGAGGCUGUGAAGCUUGCGGAGGAGGUUACCGGUUAGUUUUGCUCUUCCUUUCUUUUCCUUGUUUUUCAUGUUGCUCUGGUCAAUCUCUGUAGGCAUAAACACGUGGUUUCUUGUGAUUAUUUUGGCUAAUGUUUUGUGCUGU
Periconia digitata is the source of this 805-nucleotide messenger RNA. The record is from the annotation of a GenBank genome assembly. NCBI's taxonomy places the organism in Eukaryota, Fungi, Ascomycota, Dothideomycetes, Pleosporales, Periconiaceae.